Molecule: messenger RNA, 1635 nt
Organism: Nerophis ophidion (straightnose pipefish)
Lineage: Eukaryota; Metazoa; Chordata; Actinopteri; Syngnathiformes; Syngnathidae
Gene: oafa
Product: OAF homolog a (Drosophila)
Exons: 4
Coding region: 298-1122 (274 amino acids)
Source: RefSeq, a predicted model, not a curated record
AGUGUGUGUGUGACUAGAGAGAGUGUGUGUGUGUGUGUGUGUGUCGCCUUAAGAGUUUACUAGUCGCACCAUGGCCUCACACACGCCUGCUCAAAGUUUGUGGCGCUCGGAAGUGAACAAAGUGGCCUAACAUGAAACAACAACGACUUACCGGACGACUCCCGAGUGGAGCGCAGUGAUUGAGGACUGUUGCGUUCAGGGACCAUGUGAGGACGCCGCUGGAGGAGGUAUGAACGCAGACAUUCGGGCUUCCUUCUCCAGUCUUCCUCGCCUGCCUUCGCUUCUGCGUCUUCGGGGAUGUGUACGAGUUGGCUUCGGGCCGUCCUGACGGUCCGUCUCGGCGCCCUGUUGCUGCUUCUCCUCCUCCUCGGCGCCCCGGGACUCGGCUCCGAGCUGAGGGUUCGGGUCCGGCUCGCCGACGGACUGGUGACCGAGGAGGUGUUGGAGGCGGACAGCGAGAGGGACGUUAUAUCCGUGGAGUUCAAGCAGGGGGAUGGCACCCUCGUCACCUUCUUGGCCGACUUCAAACAGGAAGUGAAAAUAUUCCAAUCGCUGAUCCUGGGCGAGCUGGAAAGAGGGCAGAACCAGUACCAGGCCCUGUGCUUCAUCUCUCGCCUCAACCGCAAUGAGAUCAUCCCCAGCGAGUCCAUGGCGCGCCUCAGACAGAAAAACCCCCACGCCAUCCGCCUGGCAGAGGAGCGGCGAGGCCUGGAGCAGCUGACCAUGAGCGCGGCGGUCAAUCUGAGUCGGGCCUGGCAGCUGAGCAGCCACAUCCACAACAUGUGCAGCGAGGCCAGAGAGGCCAUCUACACCCGGGAGGCUGACGUCAAGCACUGGCUGGACAAAGGCGUGGACGGCUCCGUAUUCGAGGCGCUGCCGCACACGGCCGAGGCGCCCCACCUGCAGGCCUGCCACGCCACCAAGGACGUGUGGCAGCCCUGCCUCUGCACGUACGGCCUCCGCCUGGAGUGGUACCCGUGUCUCCUCAAGUACUGCCGCAGCCGGGACCACGCGGGCCGGGGGUCCACGUACAAGUGCGGCAUCAAGAGCUGCAGCAAGGGCUACCACUUCACUUACUACGUCCCCCACAAACAGCUCUGCUUAUGGGACGAGGACACCUAACCUCCGCUGAAAGCAGGCCGGACAAAAAAAACGUCACUGUGAUUAAAGACAAGCGGCCUUUACUUCUGGGGCGGAAAACAAACAAACUCACAUGUUGGAUUUAUUUAUUUUUGCUGGACUUUUUCAAAUGUUUUUCAUAAACAAACCGCCAGUCGUCAAACAAUGUGAUUUCAAUUGUUUGUUGGGGUGUCAAGUAAACCAAAGUCCAAAGCAAAAAGUUGUCAGUGGGCGGGUGUCAUCUUUCCUUCUGUCUGCAGGAAGAAACAAAAAGCGCCUAUUCAGGCAGGCGGUGGUUCCUACACUGCCCUCUUGUGGUCCAUUUGUAGCAUUUCUUUUUAAUUUAUGCAGCUCAAAGACUGUGAUCCACCUUCUGGAACACACCCGGACCAAAUAGAGCAGAACCAACUACGGCCUUAGCUGAGGAAGUGCCUCGAUCUUCUUGAAAGAACCUACGCACGGAUUUGUACCUCAAAACAUGGACUUUUUCAAGAGUUAAUAAACGUUUCAAUUUUC